UUUGAGAGUAUUGUGAUAGAGCUGAGAAGUGCCAGCAGCGUCAUACCGCUGUCUUUUCUGCUUGGCUUCUAUGUUACGUUUAUUGUACAAAGAUGGUGGCAGCAGUUUGUUAAUGUCCCGUGGCCAGACAGGUAAAUCGGUGAAAUCGGUAAACCCGAUGUUUUAGUGUUCGAAUCAAACUAGACUGUCAUGUCUCAAUUUGUAGUUCGCAAUUUUAGAAAUUAAUACUGAAUAGAUUCAAACCAUUAGCUUCAAAAUGCCAAAAGGAAGAUUUAAAACGCAUCCUGAGUUAUGCUUUAAAAAAAGUUAUUGUCCCUUUUUUUUUUUAAAUAACAAAUUCAUUUUUUUUUUAAACGAAGCACCCCUUUUAUGUUCUCCAAAAUAUCCUUUAAAAAAAGUUAUUGCCCAUUUUUUUUUUUAAAAUAACAAAUUCAUGUUUUUUUUUAACGAAGCACCCCUUUUAUGUUCUCCAAAAUAUCCUCCAGCCCAAGUUUUUGUUUUGUUUUUUUUUUUUAAGUUGUUUCCGCGAAGAUGGUAGGACCGAUAACUUAGUCAGUACAAAUCAAUUUAUCGGUAUUCAAAGCUGAAUUUUGGAGAACGAGAUCGAUUUCAGUAACGGCGCUUACUUUUAAGUUAAUUGGCGGAUUCAAUAAAUGUAUUUAUUUUCAAUCAUGACUUAUUUAAAUGUCUAUGUAGGAAGGUGUAUGGUAUUUUACGCGCAAACCUACUUUUUAAAUUCGAAAUGUGCACUUUUUAAUAAGAAAUUAACUUUAAAGGAUAAAUUAUAAAUAUUGUAUUUUUGUAAUUAAUAAAAUGUACAAAAACUGAAUAGAAAACUUUGAAACCGAAUUUCAUCUAGUCUCCACUGGCGAUAAAAACAUUAAUACAUUAGAAUAGAAACGAGAAUUAGCACCUUAAUGAAUGAAAUCAAAUAAGAAGCACAAACUGUGAAACAUUAUAGUGGAGCUUACGUUAAUUUUAAUAAGUAUUGCCCAUCCCCAUGCCAUACACUCAUACAGUCUUUACAGCAAUUGAUUUUGUUUUUAUUUUAUUAGAAGGCACUUGUAUUCCUCGCAAACAAUUUAACUAUGUAAAGUUUCACUAGCUAUUGUAGAAUUAGAAUGCUUUCUAACUGAUUUAAAUAGACCUAGACCUAAUUAUAGUAAUAAUUUUUUAUACUUUAUAUUAUAAUUAUAAGACUAACACAAGUAGUAGUAGUUUAGGCCUACCUAACACCAAGUUUGUUUUCUACUACAAGUAGUAUACCUAUUUCAAUUUAGUUAAUUAAAGCAAGAAUUUUUGAAAAAUUCAUUUAAAAUUUACCAAACCUGAUCAAUAUUUGUUAAUAAAAAUUAUAUUUCUUUUCAAUUAAUUAGAGUAAAUUUGUACUUAGUUACAGAAUCCACAGACACAUUUCUUUCACUACCUUAUUUAGUAUUGAAUAUGCUGCAAAGGUUUGUCUGCUGUAAAGGCUUUGAUAGAUUAUGUGUUAUGUUUAUUGUACAAGGUGGUGGCAACAGUUCAUUACACUUCUUCUGCCUGACAGGUAAGCAUGGACAAUGUUGCAGCACAACCGACUUAAUGCUAAGAGAAUGAAAAACUACUUGUUCUUGGUACCACAGCUCGGUACUGUUUUAUUUUCAUUGCUACUAAUAACUUAACCGGCACAACUACAGACUACAGUCUACAGUUAUGACAAUCCAAGCCAUGGCACUUUCCUUCCUCAUGUAGACCCGCUGUUGCAAUCAUAGAAACAAGUAUGGAUUGUCUUUGAACAAAAAUAUUAACUACAUAUAGUUACAUGAGGACUGACUUACUAUAAUGUAUCUACCGGCAUUCAAAUAUAUCAAUAGCAUAUUAGAAAUAGCCAGACAUUCUUUAAAUAUAUUUUUUUAUUGAUUAUAAUUAUAAUAUUUUCAAUGAAGUUCUUAUCCCACCAGUCAAUGUUUCAAAGUUCUAAAUUAGUUACUAGUUAAGCUAAAAGAAGUUACAAAGAAAAUAAGGUUGUUUUUGUUUUGUUUUGUGUUUCAAAUGUUGGAUUAAAUUAUGGUUGAAUUUCAUUCCCGAUGCCAUAACCAAAAUAAUUUUAAAAAGGAAGAUACAUUAGGCCCUAUGCCCUAACAAUGUAUUAUAUGACAUUUUAUGUUUUUUUUAAAUAUUACAUGCUAUGUUAUAAAUCCCUAAUACAUAAGUUAUAAGAAAAAUUGCUCUUAUUUUAGUUAUUUAUUAAAGUUUUAACGUAAAAACUUGAAGAUAGAGUAAAGUUUCCCACAAUCAGGGCUUUAAAUUUAAUUCCAGCAGUUUUAAGACAAUCUUUGAGAAAAUGAAAUAAUGCAAAAAAAGAGAAGGCAUAAUUUUUAAAUGGAUGUUCUCCAUGCAUUUGGUCUUGAAAGCAUAACUUAAAGUUUAUCCUUAAAGUUUUUUCCUUUAAUAAAUCAAUUUAUUUGUAUCUUUUUUUGUUAUAUAAAAGUACUCCAUUUUGCUGUCAUUAAAAAAUUUAAUUAUACAAUUGUAGAUAUUUAAAAAAAAUUAAUUUAAAAAAAAAUAUGUAGGCUACAGUUUUAAAUUUUAUAAUUAUGAGACCUUCUUCCUACAUAUUCAUAUCACCCAUUUGGUAUAUCAAAAAAAACAAUGAAACAAGGGCUUUAUUUUUUUUAUUUUACUUUAAUAAUCAACCUUAGUUUAAAGGUUUGAUAACAUAAUUUAACAUUGUCUAAAGUUUUCCAAACUAUGGCACCAGAUGGUCUCCAAUAAUAUUAAUGAUACAAAUAACUUGCUUUCAUUAAUCCACUGACCUGCACAGCUUCAGAAAAACAUCUAAAUAAUAAUAAUAAUAUAGCAUUAUUAUUUUAUUAAUGCAAACAGGUAUUUUUAAUGCAAUCACCAGUUUUAAUAACUUAACAAGAAUUAUUUUCAUGUUUCAAUAUUAAAAUGCACAAAAACUUUUGUUCAAAACAAAUAUUAUUUGGAAAGUAUAAAUCAUAUUUAGCCAGCUCAAAUGGACUUCAGCUUCCUGAAUUAAAAACUAAAUGACUCCUGGAUGCCCUCGGGAUCUUUUUAAUAUUCUUGUGCAUUUGCUAUGUGUUUUUACAUAUCUCAUCUAUAGAACACUUUUUGUCAUGGCUACCUAUCUCCAUGGAUAUGAUGACAAGUCAAGGAUGAUGAGAAGAUCAGUUGCAAGGUAAUGUAAAAUUAUUGGACACUAUCAUCAGAUUAAAUAUAUUUUUAUUUGACAUUGUUUUUCUAGUCUAAUUUUGGCUUCCAAAGAGUUCUUUAUAUAGCUUUUAAUAUUUAUUUUGUAUGACACUUCUUUGUUCAACUUACCAUAAAAAAAAAAGAAAUAAAUAAUUUCAAAUGAUUUAUAUAUGUAUAUUUAAUAUAUAUAAAUAGUUGUUUCCUUUAUUUAAAAAAAAAAGAAAUAUACAUUAAAUAUCAAAUUCGUGUUCCAUCAGGUAUGUUCUAUUUGGCUUAAUUCUCAUAUGUCGGGCUGUCAGUGUUUCUGUCAUGAAGAGAUUUCCAACCAUUGACCACAUUGUUGAGGCUGGUAAGAUUGUUUUCGCUUCUUUUAAAGUUAUAUGUAAUGACUGUAGGCCUACAACUAAGUAACAAUUCACUAUGGAAACAAAAGACCUUCUAACCACUAUUGCCAUUGGUUUAUUUAUAUUUUUAUAUUCUACAUUUACAAAAUUUGUUAAGUUAAGAUUUUAUUUGUCACAUAUUCUCUGCAUGACCUCCCAAUCUGAAUAAUAUCUAAUCCAUAAUAUUUAUUUUGAAAUCCUUAUGCACAACUCCUUGCUGGAAAGCAUUAAACAAUAUUAAUAGGAAAAAAUAUUGAAAAGUCACAUAGUAUAAUCAAAUAUCACCUUCAAAACAGUUAUUAUUUUUUAAUUUUUUAAUAAUUCACAGACAAAUAAGUUUCUGUAUUACUUGAAUAAGACUAGUCUUGUUCUGUAUUUAUUUGAAAAUAAUUAAGUUUGCAUGUUGUAAAAAUACAGUAGCACCAAGAAUUUAGAGUAAAAAAUGCUGUCAAAGUAAAAGAAUUAUAGGCCUACUUUAUUUAUAAGGAUAACCAUGUGCGGUGUUGUAAAGAGAAAGACAAUGUAAAGUUAGUUUAUAAAUUUUAAAAAUAUGUUGAUUUAAUUUAAGGUUUCAAUAAGUAUGAUUCGAAUUCUAAUAAAUUCUGCUUUAUAUUUAAAUAAAUAAUAAAACAUUUAAAAUAUCCCUCACUAACUAACAAAAGAAAAUAUUAUUAAUCUAAUGAUGUAAAUUUGCCAAUAAAAUAACAGUUACCUGCAGUCUAUAUCAAUUUGAGGAUUCAUAAUUUUGUGGGCAGUACGGAGUUCUGAUAUUAUUUAUAUAUGUGUAUUUUCAGUCAUUAACAGUCAAGAUUUUUCUCUGUCAAUUUGUAGUAACUUAAAAAAAAGUAUAAAUAUAAUUUCUUUUUAGAAAGUUGGUUCAAACAAGAUGAUGAUCCAUUUUUCCAGUCUACAUCACUAAAUUUAAAUGAUGACCUAUUCUAUGAUUAUAUUGCCUUGAUCUAUAAUUAUGUUGACCUCAUAUAUCAAUAUUAUUAUUUUGACUAAGUCUAUUCUUAGCUAAAGCUAAUCCAUUAUUGCAUUGAAAUUGUUUUGCCUAUUACAACCUUUAUGCUCAACCUUUUUCAGGUUUCAUCACUAAAGAAGAAGCAGAGAUGUAUGAGAAAGUUCAGUGUAGAUACUUGAAAUUCUGGGUCCCCAUAAUGUGGGCCAAUCAAGUGCUAGUCACUGCCAGGCGUGAAGGCAGAAUCCAGACAGAUUUUGGUCUCAGAAUGGUCAUUGAGGUAUAA
Messenger RNA from Lymnaea stagnalis (great pond snail), 4825 nucleotides. The record is from the annotation of a GenBank genome assembly. NCBI's taxonomy places the organism in Eukaryota, Metazoa, Mollusca, Gastropoda, Lymnaeidae.